CAGAGUCGUUUACAACUGGUAUCAUUUCAUUGAUUUCAAAACUGUUUAGAGAGAAGGAAUAUGAAUCCGGAUAUAUUCCUCAACAGUGGCUGGAGCGGCAUGCUGCUGCGUCGGAAAACAUCAACAAACAUGGGACGUUUAGGAGGUCUUGUUUCAAUACGAUUGUAUCAAAGGUGACUCCGGUGUUAGCUGGUAUAAUUUCAUUCCUUGACACAAACAGCAAUAUGGAUUUGAUUAUGUGUAAUGAGCAAUGGAAAAGUUGUUUCUGGUUGAAAUGUUUGCAUCGAACGCACGCCCUUCCGCUUAAGUAUUAUGACUGCCACUCGCCAAAUAGCACUGAAUGCUUAGAAGAAAUGCUUGUUGCUUCUACCGGCUACGAAGGUCAUGAAUUCAAGCUUCGUCUACCGUUCUCAUGGGUGAUAAUACAUAUGGUGGACGAAGUAUACAGGAAUCAUGUAUCGGACACUGAAGACGAUGCAAACAGAAUUGACCUUUGUUUAACAACGCUCAACUCAGCAGCGGAGGGACAACUGUUGUCUGAUUUGAAAGACCUUGUUUAUGGUGGCGAUAGAUCUUCCAAGGAAAACGAUUCAUUAAAACAAGAAAUACUUAUGGAUUAUAUCCAUGACUUUGUACACACUGUUUACCAUGCUGAAACGGAGGCCGAAUUAAAUAUUGUAUGCGAAACUGUUCUGAUGAAAACGAUCAAGAUUUGCCAAGAUACUGGACAUCCUCUCGACAUUAAUAACCAAAUCGUUUGUGCCCGACUUGCGUUUGAAGAACUGGCAUUGAGACUAACCUACUUCAGAAGCAUCAAUAGUGUAUGGCGCGAGUGUAGCGUUAGAAUCUGCCAAAUGAAAGAGUCGAACCCGAAUCAUUUCAUGUUCAAAGAACACGAAUACACAUUUUCUACGCUGUGUCUGCUCAUUGAGGACUUGAAUCCUGUCGCCCAAGAACUAGACGACAAGUCUACGCGACAAAAGUGGCUAGGCAAAGUACAUAAAUACCGACCAGUCGUUGAAACUAUGUUGGCUAUCCCUAUGAACGAUUCCCGUGUUGGUAUCCAUAGCGAUAGUUCAAUAAAAAGUGCAAGAUCCAAGUGGAGCCGUGUCGUAGUCGUGAAGCUAUUCAUUGAGAACGUGUGUGCCAACGAAUCGGAAAAAAGCAUUACAAUCAAAUACUGUAUGCCACUGUGGCAGUUACUUCGCGACGAUGUUAAUCUCAGUACAAAAGAUUCAUUCGAGGCAGUGGAAAAGUUCCUAAAAAUCUGCAACAAGACAGCAUUUACAGAAAUAAUAGGCACGACCGUCAAGUGUGGUAGAUGUGAGGAUGCUUUGCAGUCGUCACCCAUAACCGUCCCUUGCAAUUCAAAGGACAUACUUUGCCAGAAAUGUUUUACAGAAAUGAAAGUGUUAGAGGAAUACAGAUGUCCAGUGUGCAAAGAAGAAUUGAACAAAGAAUGGGAACCCGACAUCGACGAAAAGAUGCGUGAAGAGAAAUGCGUGUCCGAGUAUCUUCGUAAGUAUAUUGAUCAGGCUGAACUAGACGAUGACGUUGGAGUACAAGAGCGGAUAGAUAUGUAUCUCCUGAUUGUUCAGUGUUGGGAGGCUGAAGUUUCUGACCGAUACAUAGUUGCUGGUCAAUCGUACAUACGCGUAAGAGAACUUUUGACACAGAUACUUCUUGGUGGGGAGAUCAGUGUCCUAGAAAACCAAUUGGAAACUAUGUUGUUGCCAACCAUGCCACAAGAUGAUUUGGAAGAUGUACAUCGUGCCGUUCUUAGGGAACAAGGAAAUGAGAACACGGCUGUCUACUGUGCGUUUUAUAGUAUAUAA
Dreissena polymorpha is the source of this 1835-nucleotide messenger RNA. RefSeq lists its product as uncharacterized. Lineage: Eukaryota; Metazoa; Mollusca; Bivalvia; Myida; Dreissenidae. Gene Ontology annotation, molecular function: ubiquitin-protein transferase activity; ATP hydrolysis activity. The transcript is spliced from 12 exons. Bases 225 to 1835 code for a protein of 536 amino acids. The record is from RefSeq and is a predicted model, not a curated record.